This is a messenger RNA of Patiria miniata (bat star), 2458 nucleotides long. Its product is annotated as ankyrin repeat domain-containing protein 27-like. Gene Ontology annotation, molecular function: guanyl-nucleotide exchange factor activity; SNARE binding. Bases 12 to 1649 code for a protein of 545 amino acids. Gene Ontology annotation, biological process: early endosome to late endosome transport. The record is from RefSeq and is a predicted model, not a curated record. The transcript has 16 exons. NCBI's taxonomy places the organism in Eukaryota, Metazoa, Echinodermata, Asteroidea, Valvatida, Asterinidae. Gene Ontology annotation, cellular component: late endosome; tubular endosome; early endosome.
CCCUGUUUUUCAUGAGCGUUUCCUUACGCUUUCUUCUCCCGAUGAGAAAAAGUCCCGCACCUACAAAGCAUUUCCGGGGGUCAAACGAUUUCUCGAGCGCUGAUUGGUCACUGUCGUCUGAAAGGUCACACAAACCCAAGAUGGCGGAAUCAGACGAUCUCGAGUUCAACCCGCUGUACAAAUGUUUGCAGACGAGGUUCCGCAAUGAGUUUGAGACUGCUCAAGAUAACUGCUACCUAGUCUGUAUCCCACAAACCGCCUCCUUGGUUGGAAUGUCAAUCAGCCAAGGAAUUGUUGACACACAUCUACUGAAACCCUCCCCCAUGUUAAGAGAUCAUUAUAUUACUACAGACAAGUAUAACUCCAAGACGAUAUCAGUGGAGGAGGGAGUCAUCACGUGCGUCGAAGGAUUCAGGCAACAAGACACUAUAAAAGUCCUGUCAGAAGAACUAGGCUAUAAUAAGAACUACAAGCCUUUCAAGAUGUUGAUUAUCGAGAGACCGCUAGAGGGUGCCAAGAAAGGAAGGCGGGGCUCAGCUGGCUUGUCAGAUGAGUUUCUAUCACCGCGCACGUCAUACGCAGACAAUUGCAAAUUCCUCAAUCUUUUCCAUGAGAACCGGGCCCAACUGAAGGCCAUUGACAUGAAGAUCUCCGAGUUCAACCACACCUACAUGAUCCUGCCUGGCUACCUCAUGGAUGCGGCACGCAAGCUCAGAGGCAUCUGGGAACAUUCCAAAUUGGCGUUCAGCGAAACCAAUAAUUACAUCAGACUACAGUCAGACGGUCGAUUAGAGGAGGCCAUCACAAUGGCUCUGGAAAGCUACAUCAUGGGCGGAGUACACACCAAAGUCUUCAAGGCCAUUUGUCAGCAGAUGGCAGACGAUGACAAGGCACUGUACGGACGGAUUCAGGAACUGCAAGGGGUCAAGGCGGACCAGCUGGGGGUCAUGCAGGAUUUCUGCUGUCCGCUACCAACAGCUGUAGUUGAGUUGGCCAGACUCGACGGUAUAAACAACCCUCAAGAGAAACUACUUUGUCUGAAAUCAACAUUGGAUGGUAUCACGGAUGAGGUGUCCGCCCAUCUCAGGAUGAAUCUUGCCCCUGGCUGCUCUCCGCCUUGCCUCACAUCAGAUGAGCUCAUACCCUUACAGGUCCUGGUGAUAAGCCAAGCCAAGUGUCAGUACCUUGCCAGCAACCUGUACUACAUGGAGCACUUCCAUUGGGUCAACUCAGACCACAACGAUGUCGGAUACACCCUUGUAUCUUUUAAAGCAGCGAUGGAGUAUAUGAAGAACACUGACUUUACUAAAAUCAUGGGAAGCAAAAAACUUAAAAAGGAGAUGACAAUAGAUGAGCUGAUGGCAGCCUACAACUCCAACUUUGACCAAGAUCCGUGGCUUCCGGAGUCAUCGCCCGUGCCUCGCUCCACCAUCGGCAACAUCACCCGCAUGAUGGAGAAGACCUCAGUGUCCUCCGAUUCCGAGGGUCACAAGACAAUAUAUGCAGGCAAACCAGCGAUGACCAAGCCAAGGACCAGCUCCAAUCCAGUUCCUGAUGUGGUGCCACAUAUUGAGAAGCCUGUAUUGGGGGAUUUUCUAUCAGCAUUACAAAACGAUGUCCUGGACUGUACAUACGGAAAGCUGGACUGAAAGGACUGGGGGCAAGUCUAUCAGUGGUCUCGCGCCUUUGUGAAAUAGAGUGGGGGGGGGUUAAAAAAUACCGGCAAAUACAUCUUCUUCUGUGAACAGUGUGUUGUAUUCAUCAUUCAAGUGAGAUUUUCAUUUUUACUCCAACUCAAAAUCGGUAGUGGUUACCUCUUAAACUUGGGUUGUUGAUGAGGGUUUGUUUAAUCAAUAUUUUGGUGGAAACUAAAAACUCCUAAAAGGACAAAGCUGAAUCAGACACUGUUUGUGUUUUUAAUUUUUUGUUUUUGUUUUUUUGUUUUACGAAUCUUCCGCAAACACAAAUUUCAGAACACCGUGUAGAAGUUUUGUUCAGUCAUAAUCUGCAGAUUUACCCGAUUGCGCCAAAUACUGAUAAAUCUUAAAUGCGUGCAAUAAUCAUCAAAUAGACAGAAAUUUCUUUUUGUGUUUUGCAAAAUUAUGAAAUGCAGUAAAAAAAAGAAAGGUGAUUUUUGUGUAAAACAAAUUUCUUUUUAGAAUUCCCCACACACUGAUACAGUUGAUAGGCAUCUGUUAAUAUAUCAUGAACAAAAUUCUAUGCAGCGUAAUUUUACAAUUUUCCUUGCAGUGUUCCUUUCUCUGUAUAUACUUGUAUAUUUUUGGUGUGAAAGGCGAUACACAAGUUAUUGUACCAGCUGCUUUUGGAUAUUUCUGUAAAAUAAAGAUGGACGUUUAUUUCAAUUCUGGAGUUGUAAGGAAGACAAUUUUAUGGAAGACAAUUUUAUGUAUAGAAAGUUUCUUUCUAUUUAAAAAAAGUGGCCUCUUGUUACAUUUUA